Budorcas taxicolor (takin) is the source of this 848-nucleotide messenger RNA. Its product is annotated as glutathione S-transferase A2. The transcript is spliced from 7 exons. Gene Ontology annotation, cellular component: extracellular exosome; cytosol. Gene Ontology annotation, molecular function: glutathione transferase activity. The record is from RefSeq and is a predicted model, not a curated record. Gene Ontology annotation, biological process: xenobiotic metabolic process; glutathione metabolic process. NCBI's taxonomy places the organism in Eukaryota, Metazoa, Chordata, Mammalia, Artiodactyla, Bovidae. The coding region runs from base 43 to 714 and encodes 223 amino acids.
UGGGAGACAGAUAGUCCUAAGAGAAACCAGGAAACUGCUAUCAUGGCGGGGAAGCCCAAGUUACACUACUUCAAUGGACGUGGCAGAAUGGAGUGCAUUCGGUGGCUCCUGGCUGCAGCCGGAGUGGAGUUUGAAGAGAAAUUUAUAGAACAACCAGAAGACCUGGACAAGUUAAAAAAUGAUGGGAGUUUGAUGUUCCAGCAAGUGCCAAUGGUUGAAAUUGAUGGGAUAAAGCUGGUGCAGACCAGAGCCAUUCUCAACUACGUUGCCACUAAAUACAACCUCUACGGGAAAGACAUGAAGGAGAGAGCCCUGAUUGAUAUGUACUCAGAGGGUGUGGCAGAUUUGGGUGAAAUGAUCCUGCUUUUGCCACGGUGCCCACCUGAUCAAAAAGAUGCCAAAAUAGCUCAGAUCAAACAGAGUACAACAAACCGUUAUCUCCCUGCAUUUGAAAAAGGGCUGAAGAGCCACGGACAAGACUAUCUUGUGGGCAACAAGCUGAGCAAGGCUGACAUCCACCUGGUUGAACUUCUCUACUAUGUGGAAGAGCUAGACCCUAGCCUUUUGGCCAACUUCCCUCUGCUGAAGGGCCUGAAAGCCAGAGUCAGCAAUCUCCCGGCCGUGAAGAAGUUUCUGCAGCCUGGCAGCCAGAGGAAGCCUCCCAUGGAUGAGAAAAAUUUGGAAGAAGCAAAGAGGAUUUUCAGGAUUAAAUAAAGCAGGCAGGGCUGCCCAUGACAUGCAGGAUCACUCUUCUGAAGUUCUCCAACAAUGAAGUGCUUUACCUAAAUGUAGAUCUUGGCUAUUGUGGAACUAAUAAACUUUUUCAAAGUAUAGUUGAUGAUUUCAUU